Messenger RNA from Mangifera indica (mango), 2918 nucleotides. RefSeq names its product probable methyltransferase PMT11. Gene Ontology annotation, cellular component: cytoplasm; trans-Golgi network; endosome. Bases 442 to 2490 code for a protein of 682 amino acids. The record is from RefSeq and is a predicted model, not a curated record. Lineage: Eukaryota; Viridiplantae; Streptophyta; Magnoliopsida; Sapindales; Anacardiaceae. Gene Ontology annotation, molecular function: methyltransferase activity. The transcript has 9 exons.
UGGGGUUAUUUUUAUGGCAUGUUUUCUGGGUUUGUUUCUAAUUGCGAUUUUGAGACCUGGGUCGCUUUAAAUUUUGGAUUUUGAUGGUUGUUUCUGCAUUUGAAGACGGGAUUUUGAAUUAACCCGGGUUCUGCUUGUGAGUGGACAGUUUUGAGGCCUCUGUUUUAAAAAAAAUAUGAACGGGUUGGGGUAGUUCUUCUCAGUGACUUGACUUCAAUGUGUUUAUUGUCUUUCAUUCUAGAGAUCCCUCCCAUAACUAAACCAUUUUUGUUAACCCCUUAAUUAUAAAUAUUAAUUAUAUAUUAAAAUUGAAGUUGAUUGGAUAAGAAUUUGAAUUAACUGCAUUUGCCAUUACGGAAGGCAGCAGAGCUUUCAUCGGGUAGUGCCACAAUCUUAUUUCUCUCAUCACUCAAGCUACGCGACACCGAAAAGCUCUCAUGGAUGUUUAACUUCAAUUCCUCAAAACGACACCGUGAGACGCCUACUUCUCCAACAUCAAGAUCUGCAUUUUCACAAACAAUGAAUCCACUAUCCAACCCUAAUCUCCUCAAGCUCUCCGCCUUCAUUUUCAUCUCCUUCGUUUUCUUCUACCUCGGCAAACACUGGUCCGAUGGCUACCAGCAACUCGUGUUCUUCUCCACCUCUCCCUCCUCUCGAAACGCCGACGUUUCAUUCUCCUCUAACUCCAACAAAUCCUACCAUAUCUCCUCCCUCAUUCCCCAAAAUGAAACACAAUCUCCAUCUCAAUUUCAUAUCGUUCCAUCUCCAUCGUCCGAUUCGAUCCAGAAGUUCGGGAUCAUAACCGAGAACGGUACGAUGUCCGACGAGUUUGAAAUCGGGGAGUACGAUACGGAUUUGGUGGAAACCGAGUGGGGCAACGAUAACGGGACGGAGAAAACGGAUAGUGGUCGUGGUAGGGCAAUGAUUAAGAGGUUUUCCAUGUGUUCCGAUGAUACGAGGGAGAUUAUUCCGUGUCUGGAUAACUCGGAGGCAAUUAAACGGUUAAAGUCCACGGAUAAAGGGGAGAAAUUCGAGCGACAUUGUCCUCAAAAUGGUACCGGAUUGAAUUGCUUGGUUCCGCCUCCUGAAGGCUACAAGCAGCCCAUUCCGUGGCCCAAAAGUCGAGAUGAGGUAUGGUACAACAAUGUUCCUCAUACAAAACUAGUAGAAGAUAAAGGAGGUCAAAACUGGAUUUCGAGAGAAAAGGAUAAGUUCAAGUUUCCAGGAGGUGGUACGCAGUUUAUCCAUGGGGCCGAUCAAUACUUGAAUCAGUUCUCGCAGAUGGUGCCUAAUAUUACAUGGGGUAAUCGAACCAGAGUUGUUAUGGAUAUUGGAUGUGGUGUGGCAAGUUUUGGUGCCUAUUUGUUGUCACGGAAUGUCUUAACCAUGUCUGUAGCUCCAAAAGAUGUUCAUGAGAACCAAAUUCAAUUUGCUCUUGAGCGUGGGGUCCCAGCAAUGGUAGCAGCGUUUGCAACUCGCCGGUUUUUGUAUCCAAGUCAAGCUUUUGACUUAAUACAUUGUUCAAGAUGCAGAAUAAAUUGGACUCGUGAUGAUGGGAUUUUGCUGCUUGAGGUCAAUAGGAUGCUUAGGGCAGGAGGAUACUUUGCUUGGGCUGCACAGCCAGUGUAUAAACAUGAAGAAGCUCAGGAGGAACACUGGAAAGAGAUGCUUAAUCUUACAACUCGUCUUUGCUGGGAGCUUGUGAAGAAGGAGGGAUACGUUGCAAUAUGGCAGAAGCCCUCCAACAAUAGCUGUUAUCUAAGCCGUGAGGCAGGCACUGCACCCCCACUGUGUGGCCCUGAUGACAAUCCAGACAAUGUCUGGUAUGUUGAUCUGAAGGCUUGCAUCAGUCGACUUCCAGAAAAUGGAUAUGGAGCAAAUCUUCCCUCAUGGCCUGAUCGAUUGCAAACUCCACCUGAUAGGCUUCAAAGCAUACAGCUUGAUGCAUACAUUGCUAGGAAAGAGCUCUUCAAGGCAGAAUCGAAGUACUGGAGUGAGAUAAUUUCAGGCCAUGUCUCUGGUUUAAAGUGGAACAAAAUGAAAUUUAGAAAUGUAAUGGAUAUGAGAGCUGGCUUUGGAGGAUUUGCAGCAGCUUUAAUUGAGCAAAAACUUGAUGCCUGGGUUAUGAAUGUGGUUCCAGUUAGCGGUUUCAAUACCUUACCUGUUAUAUACGACCGCGGACUACUAGGAGUUAUGCAUGAUUGGUGUGAACCAUUUGAUACAUAUCCAAGAACCUACGACUUACUGCAUGCAUCUGGGCUUUUCUCUGUUGAAAGAAAACGAUGUAAUAUGUCUACCAUCAUGAUUGAGAUGGAUCGAAUGCUCAGACCUGGUGGACAUGCAUACAUCCGUGACUCUAUUGAUGUUAUGGAUGAACUUGAAGAGAUUGCAAAUGCUAUGGGCUGGCAUGUGACCAUGCGAGAGACAUCUGAGGGCCCUCAUGCAAGUUAUAGGGUGUUGACAGGUGAUAAACGCCUUCUGCAUGGUUAAAGAAUGAGAGUAUAAAUCCAGGCUGAGUUCGUAAGUAGGUGAAAUCUGUAAGAUUGAGAAGAGAUUGACAACAAUGGACAGCUUCCCUUUCAUCAAAUUCUUAUAGAUAAAUGGAGCGCAGUUGCUCAUCAAAAUUUUAUUGCCAAAGAGAGAGAUUUGUUUCAUCGACUACUGGGUGUCUCGUUAAAUUACUAGAUCUUGCUCAUGACUGUGAUUUGGUAGGUAUUGACUUAGAUAUUAGAUUUGUAGGAGCCAUAUAUAAAAUAAUCCAAAGCCUUUAUGUAAUUUACCUCCAAAACUCAAAAUAGUACAUUUCAGUGUUUUUUAAAUGGAUGAUUCUGUAAUUUUAUUCUUUUUACCUGAAUUCAGGAAAUUAAAAUGCAUACAGAGCACUAGCUAAUCUGCUAAUGUAUCUGUAACUUGGAUAA